CUGGAGCAAAGUGAGGCUGGCUGGCUCGCUGGCCUGGCUGUAGUACUUGUUAGUGUCACGGGCGGAGGUGCGCGUUUCGUUCGGCCAGCCGUUUCGGGCAAUCGUGAUUUUCGGCAGCUGCAUCUCGUCGGCGCCGUUUUCGGCGGCUCCCAGUGCUGCGUGAGUGGGUGCCGAACGGACCCGAGUGAGUGUUCAAGUGCCUAGGAGCGAAUUCGGCAUGCGAGGCGGGUGCGUUUGACCAUCUGCGCGGCCCCGACGGCCCGUGCGUCCUCAACACACCGAAUGUUCAAAGGAGCGACUGAUGUCGUGAUCAAGAGCUAAGAGGCUCAAGAUGCAUCCCGCAGACGGGGGGACGCUGCUGCUGGCCGUGCUGGUGGCGGCGGCGUCGCUGGUGACGCGGUGCUCGGCCGGCGACAUCGUGCGCACCUUCACGGACGAGGGCACCGAAAAAUUCAACCACAUGGUCGUGGACAAGAACACGGGCCGCGUGUUUGUCGGCGCCGUCAACAGACUGUACCAGCUGUCGCCCGAGCUGGACCAGGUGAUGAGCGAAAUCACGGGGCCCUUCGAGGACUCGCCCGACUGCUCGGUGCUCGACUGUCCGCCCAACGUUGUCCAGAAGCUCACGGACAACGUCAACAAGGCGCUCGUCAUCGACUACAGCACCACCAGACUCAUCAGCUGCGGCAGUCUAUUUCAGGGCAUUUGCUCAGUGCGCAACUUGCACAACAUUUCGGACGUGCAGAUGAAAGUGAAGGAGGCUGUGGUGGCCAACAACUCAACGGCGUCGACGGUGGCGUUCGUGGCGCCGGGUCCGCCCAACCCGCCGGUCAGCCAGGUGCUUUACGUCGGCGUGACCUACACGGGCAACUCGCCGUACCGGUCAGAGGUGCCGGCCGUGUCCAGCCGCAGUCUGGACCGCGACCGGAUGUUCAUGAUCGCGCAGACGGCCGUGACCACCGGCACUCGCAUGUUCGUCAACUCGCUGGCCCGCGAACGCUACCCCAUCAACUACAUUUACGGCUUCAGUUCCGAGGGCUUCAGCUACUUUCUGACCACCCAGAUGAAGUCGACGUCGCCCUCGCCGACCGUGUUCGGCUCGAAGUUGGUCCGUGUGUGUCAUGACGACGAGAACUACUACUCGUACACGGAGAUCCCCAUCGAGUGCACGGCCAACAACGAAAAGAUCAAUUACAACCUCGUGCAGGCCGCGUACGUCGGCAAGCCCGGCUCCGACCUGGCUUCGGCGCUGGGCAUCACCGCCCAGGACGACGUUUUGUUCGCCGUGUUCGCCGAGAGUGACAAGACGGAGGGCGACACUUCGAUGAAGCCCAGCCAGUCGAGUGCCCUCUGCGUCUACUCGCUCAAGGACGUCCGCAGGAAAUUCAUGACCAACAUCAAGAACUGCUUCAACGGCCAAGGCAGCCGAGGCCUCGACUUCAUCUCGCCCAGCCACCAGUGCAUCCCUACCAAACUGCAAACCAUCGGCGAGGACUUUUGCGGUUUGGACGUGAACACGCCCUUGGGUGGCGAAACGCCGAUGGCCGCGACGGCUGUGCUCUCGUUCGGCGUGCACCUGACGGCCGUGGCCGCCACGUCCACCGGCGACUUCACCGUCGUCUUCAUCGGCACCUCAGACGGCCACUUGAAAAAGGUGGCGGUCGAGUCUAGCGAGUCUGCGCUUGAGUAUGGCGACAUCGCGGUGGACGAGGGUUCCCUGGUGAACGCCGACCUCCACUUUGACUCGAAACUGACGCACCUCUACGUGAUGAGCGAAAAGAAGGUGUCCAAGGUCAAAGUGCAGGAGUGCAGCGUCUACAAAACGUGCUGGGAUUGCCUGAACGCCAAGGACCCCUAUUGUGGCUGGUGCUCCCUCGAAAACAAGUGCAGCCUUAGAAGCGACUGCCAAGAUGCGGCCAAAGACCCUCUGUACUGGAUCCCAUACAAGAGUGGUCGGUGCACAACCAUCACGUCCGUCUCUCCUAACCAACUUCAGAGAACGACUGCUAGAACGCUGGACCUUGUGAUUGAAAACCUGCCAACUCUGAGUGGACAGUUUUUGUGCGCCUUUUCCGCCCUGGACAAAACUCUGAUAACUAAUGCGACCAGAAAGUCGUAUGGCGUCAACUGCACCACACCUCGGACUGACCUGCUGCCCUCCAUUCCUCAAGGACAACAUCACUUCAUGGCAAAGUUGUCUGUCCGCAUGACCUCUGGGCCGGACUUUGUGGCAACCAAUUUCACCUUCUUCGAUUGCAACACUUACAGUUCUUGCACCCAGUGUGUUUCGUCGUCCUUUCCAUGUGACUGGUGUGUUGAUGGGCAUAGAUGCACACAUGACACUGCCGAGAAUUGCAGGAAUGACAUUCUGGUCACCGGAGUUAGCAGGAUUGGUCCAAGCUACAGAAGUGGACCAGGAUUUUGCCCGACAAUAAAUGCCACCGCAGGCGCAUCAACUGAGAUUUUAGUUGCGUCUGGGAUCAAGAAAAGCAUUAGGGUCAAAGUUCACAUAAUUGGGCAAUUCAUCGUGCAAACUCGAUUUGUGUGUCAGUUCAACAUAGAAGGUCGGGUGACCUCAGUAAAUGCCAACCUUCUUGCCGACACCAUUUAUUGUGACCCUAUGGAAUUCUCUUACACUUCAAGGGCCCCAAACAUCACAGCCACGUUUGCAGUGAUUUGGGGUGGCUCGAAACCGUUGGACAACCCUGACAACAUGCAUGUGGUCAUCUACAGAUGUAGAGACAUGGCCGACAACUGUGGCAUGUGUCUGGCCCUGGCUGAGAAGUACGGCUGCGGGUGGUGCCAAAGUUCGGACCGGUGCGAAGUCCGAGAGCAGUGUGACCGUGGCUCUGGUGUUUGGCUGAACCGCAACCAGACGUGCCCCAACCCUGAAGUGCAUACUUUCGAACCAGCUCUCGGACCCUGGGAAGGUGGCACCAACAUCACCAUCAAAGGAAUCAACCUGGGCAAGACAUUUAUGGACAUAUACAGUGGUGUCACAGUUUCUGGCAUGACAUGCGAACCUUACAAGGAGCUCUACCUCAAGACCAAGCAGAUUGUCUGCCAGGUCGACGGCCCUGGGACCAAUGAGCACCGUAAGGGCCCUGUAAUUGUCAAGGUUGAAGACUUCAGAGGCGAGUCAAAGCAAAACUACGAAUUUGUUGAUCCGGUCAUAGAGUCCAUCAAUCCAAAGUUUGGUCCAAGGUCAGGAGGCACCAAGCUCAAGAUAACCGGCCAAUUUAUGAACGCAGGAAGCAAAAUUCAAGCCUUCAUUAACGACCUGCCUUGUGAGAUAAUCAGGACUGAUUCAAGGGAGGCCGAGUGUAUCAGCAGUGCUUCUGACCGGCAGCGAAGUGGAAAGCUGAGGAUGAAAUUUGACAAGGGUGACAGAUUUUUUGACAAAGAGCUUUUUGAGUAUGUCGAGGACCCCACUAUUGAAUAUGUUGAAUCAGGAGUUGCAAGCCAGGACAAGGUUCCAAAGGGAAUUCCUGCCGGAGGAAUAAAAGUAUCUGUGUCGGGAAGGAACCUGGCUUACAUCCAGUCACCAGAGAUGUACGUCUACUACGACAAUAAAAAAUUCACAAGCCCUUGUGUGGUUUUGAGCAACUCGAACAUGGCCUGCAAAUCGCCAAAAAUAGAAUUUGAAGGAAAGGAGCCUGACCUUGAGCCUCCAAAAGGUCUUGUCUACGGCUUCCACAUGGACAACGUGGUGGGUGUGCAAAAUCUGUCAAACCAGAAUGGCUACAGCCGCUUCUUCCUGUACCCUAAUCCUGUCUACGAGUCUUUCGAUGAGGAUGUUAAGUACUACAAGAGCGACUACCUCACUAUCAAUGGGCAUCAUUUGGACCGAGCUUGUCAGGAAUCUGACGUUAGGGUUGAAAUAGGAGACAGCGUUUGCAAUGUGACCUCUCUUUCAAGACAGCAACUUACUUGCCGCCCACCUACCUCUCAGCCACCUGCCAAAGGUCUAAACGGUCGAUCUGAUCCAAAUGAACUUCCCGAAGUUGUGGUGAUUGUCGGAGGCUCCCUUAUCUUCAACAUUGGAAAGCUGAGCUACGCCCCGACCUCUGGGAUCGACCCUGCCAUCUCUAAGCAAGUCAUCAUUGGCAUCAGUGUGAUCGGAAUCAUCCUGACCUUCAUCUGCAUUGUCUUCUCCGUGUUGUACCGCAGAAAGUCAACCGAGAGCAACCGUGUUCUCAAGAACAUGCAGGAACAGAUGGACAUAUUGGAACUGCGAGUGGCCGCUGAAUGCAAGGAGGCGUUUGCCGAACUGCAGACAGAGAUGACCGACUUGACAGGUGACCUGACCUCUGGCGGCAUUCCAUUCUUAGACUACCGCACCUACGCCAUGAAGAUACUUUUCCCGAACAUGGACGACCAUGCUGUUCUCUCAAUGGACAGACCUGAACUCAUCAGAAAGGAGAAAGGUCUCAGGCUGUUCGGUCAGCUCAUCAUGAACAAGACUUUCUUGCUGCUUUUCAUCCGAACUCUCGAAAGCAAUCGAUACUUCUCAAUGAGAGACAGGGUAAAUGUGGCUUCGCUCAUAAUGGUGACUCUGCAAGGCAGGAUGGAGUACUGCACAGACAUUCUAAAAACUCUGCUGGCAGAGUUGAUCGAAAAAUGCAUGGAGGGCAAGAGCCACCCGAAACUUUUGCUCAGAAGAACUGAGAGUGUCGCCGAGAAGAUGCUGUCUGCGUGGUUCACCUUCCUGCUGUACAAAUUCCUGCGUGAGUGCGCUGGAGAGCCUUUGUUCUUGUUGUUCCGAGCCAUCAAGUACCAGGUGGAGAAGGGCCCUGUGGACGCCAUCACAAGUGAGGCGCGCUACUCCUUGAGUGAGGAGAAGCUCAUCAGGCAGUCCAUUGACUUCAAGCCAAUGACAGUCUACGUGUCCAUCUCGCAGCAGACCGUCAUCAUGGGCAUGCAUGACCCUAACACAGAGAACACUCCUGUCAAGGUUCUCGACUGCGACACAAUUGCGCAGGUCAAGGAAAAGGCCCUUGACACCAUCUACAGGGCUGUCCAGUACAGCCAGCGACCCAGAAAGGAAGAUCUCGAUCUAGAGUGGAGAACAGGCACAUCUGGUCGCCUGUUGCUGUACGAUGAAGACUCGACCACCAAGGUCGAGAGUGAGUGGAAGAAGAGAAACACACUCAACCACUACAGGGUGCCGGACAAUGCCCAGCUGAAUCUAGUCCCCAAGUCGUCGUCAAUGUACAACCUGUCCAUCCUGCCCGACAAAUACGACAAGUCCCACAAGUACGAGACCCUCAACGUCUCAAAGUUCAGCUCAGCGAGUCCCCCACUCAGCCGGGCUACUUCACCACUCAAUCAUGACAAUGAUGGUGGAAUGAAGGCGUGGCAUUUGGUGAAGCAUCACGACAACGACGCGCAAAAAGAGGGUGAGCGAGGCAACAAGAUGGUGUCCGAGAUCUACCUGACGAGACUGCUGGCCACUAAGGGCACUUUGCAGAAGUUCGUCGACGACCUGUUCGAGACGAUCUUUAGCACGGCGCACCGUGGCAGCGCCUUGCCACUCGCCAUCAAGUACAUGUUUGACUUUUUGGAUGACCAGGCGCUGCAGCACGGCAUCUCGGACGCCGAGGUGGUGCACACGUGGAAGAGCAACAGCUUGCCGCUCAGGUUCUGGGUCAACCUGAUCAAGAAUCCAAACUUUGUGUUCGACAUCCACAAGUCGAACAUCGUCGACUCCUGCCUCUCGGUCGUGGCGCAGACCUUCAUGGACUCGUGCUCAACAUCCGAACACAGAUUAGGCAAGGAUUCGCCCAGCUCAAAGUUACUCUACGCCAAGGACAUUCCUCAGUACAAGGAGUGGGUUGACCGGUACUACAAGGACAUUCACUCUAUGUGUGCCAUAUCCGAUCAGGAUAUGAAUGCCAUGUUGGCCGAAGAAUCUAGGCUGCACUCAAAGGAGUUCAACGUCAACUGCGCCCUGCACGAGUUGUACACUUACGCGUACAAAUACAACGAGCAGUUAACAGUGACUCUCGAGGAGGACGAAUUCUCCCAAAAGCAAAGACUUGCCUACAAACUGGAACAAGUGCAUAAUAUCAUGGAGUCCGAAUCCAACCCGUAACAGCAAGCGCGUGUGUCUGCGAGUGCGUGUGUGUCCGUGUCGAUGUGCUAAAUUCUAUGUACAUAUCUACGACAACUUAAGAUAAAAACCACUGAAGCAGCAAAACGAUUAAAAGAAGAAGAAAAUCCAUUCAUGGAUGCAAGGAGGGAGUUGGAACCUGCUUUUCCUUGAUUCUGUCUGUCUGUCAGCAAUAACUCGCACACCUACGACAAGAUAUACUCCCCAUUUGGUUGGUUUUCCUAAGAAAAAAAAACUCAUUCACUCACAGUCAAUGUUGUUGUAGCAAGAUCCUUCACAUGCUUAAUCAAAUUAUUAUUGAUUGUACAUGAAAAGAAAAAAAUUUUGCUCAAAUUAUUGGGAUAAUGCCCCCGUUCUUCUGUUCAGACGUUCUCGUUUUUUUGUGCCAACACCAUUUUUAAGCGGUCUGAUAACUAAUAACUUUGGUGCAAAUCAUUUUUUAUUUCGAAAAUUGGCAGCUCCAAUUAUCAUUUCCGAUGUACAAUUUACUCAAAUUGAUUAAUUUGCAUUUAUCCAAUGCUGUUAUUUUCCUGUGCAAUUUUUGUUUUUAAGAGAUUUUAUGAAGAAAUUGUAAUACUUGUCAAAUAGGCCUACUGUAUCAUAAGGUAGUUUUUUUUCACAAAAUCGAAGAGUGAGAUGAAAGAAUCGAAGAACAGCUGCUUUUUUACUCUCACGGGUGCUCCGCCAACUAUUUUACGAAUUCAAUAUUUUUUCGUGUCACUUUUUAUACUCCGUGCCAAUUUUUGACCCCAAGUGCACAAACAGAAAAAUUUGUCGUCCCCUUGUGUACUUAGGCAUUUGUGUUUAUUUUUUUUUUAACCUGUUUCCCUUAUUCAAAAUAUUUUUGUUUUCUUUGUAAAAUAACGUGAGACUGGAAACACACUAAACCGCUUUCUUUCUUUUUGAUAGUUGGCUGAUGAAUUUUAAAUUACGGUGUCCAUCGAUGGCUUAAAUGUUUGCUGUGUAAAUUUAAACUGGAAAAAAAUAAGAAGUAAGAAAAAGAGACGUUCGUGUGGAGCAAGUGGAAAUUUUUAAAAUGUACUUUCGAGUGUGCCAUGCAUGAAAAACGUUAAUAAGGGACAAAUGCAAAUGAGGAAGCACUUGGUCUUCUCCGAUUUGAUUAUAAAAUAAUCUCUCUGUCCAAUGUCAAUGAAUGAAUAAUAGCAAGAAAAAAAAAUACACAUACACACAGAUUACC
This is a messenger RNA of Neocloeon triangulifer, 7310 nucleotides long. RefSeq names its product plexin-A2 (gene PlexA). The record is from RefSeq and is a predicted model, not a curated record. The transcript has 20 exons. Lineage: Eukaryota; Metazoa; Arthropoda; Insecta; Ephemeroptera; Baetidae. Gene Ontology annotation, biological process: regulation of cell shape; motor neuron axon guidance; sensory neuron axon guidance. Gene Ontology annotation, cellular component: semaphorin receptor complex. Gene Ontology annotation, molecular function: protein binding; semaphorin receptor activity. Bases 332 to 6094 code for a protein of 1920 amino acids.